CACCUCCUCCACCGCAGCAGCAGCUUCUGGAAGAGUUCCCGCGGCGCCGCAGAGCAGCAGCAGCUCCGCGACUCUCUCCACUUUAUUAUCUGAGACUUUUAAUGUGAAGGGAUCCGCUGGUUUCCUGACAGGGCGGACAGAUCCAGAGCAGACAGCCCGGGGGAAGACCUCCUGUGGUCGGACAAGUCUUUCGGAAACUCCCUGAAGUGAUUUCUGCGCGUUCCUCACGUGAUUCUGCAGCUUUUGGAUAAGAAUCACAAAAGACUACGUUCAAGAAAAAUCCCGACCAAGAAACAUCCGGUUGUGCAAAUACACACAUUUUCCCGCCACUUCUCCUUUUUUUUUUUUUCUCCUUUUUCCUGUGAAACACUAAAUUGCAGAGGACUCUGAAAUGUCAGAAUGAAUCACUUUCAGAACCCUGAAACCUGUAAAAUCUGGACCAACGGCCAUUUAAUGAUGAUUUAAUGAUGAUUUAAUGGUGUGAUUCCUGCUCUGGGAGCUGUUGGAUCCUGGUUCAGAGGCUCUACGUCAUGUUGCAGUCUGGAUCUGUGGACGAGGGAGUUUCACCUGGUUCAAACUCAGUCUGCAAGUUUGUUUACGCGCCAUAUUUGUGCAGAGAAACACACGAUCUGAAGGUGUUUUCUGUGUGUGCUGGCUGUGGCCCGGACCACCAAUGGACAGAACCAUUACUCUGUCCAUGAUCUCCUGAUAUUUAUCUUCUUUUUGAUGGACUUUUGUGUUAAAUUUGAGCCAAAAUGGAGGAAAUAAGAGCAUCUGCUGACUGGAGACUUUCCAAAGACCAAAGGGAUUUCCUCUGUUAAAGUCAAUGGGAUAAAACUAGAAACUACUGGACUGUUAAAGGUAAAUUACUCAGAUAUCCACAGUGCCUUUUCUCCCAGAAUGCAUUGCCCCAUGAGGAAGAAACGGCCCACGCGAGACUCGGACUUCUCGGCCAUCGCGGUGCCGUCCUCCAUGCACGGCUCCGGUUACCUGGACUACACGGUGGAGAGCCACGCCUCCAGGUCUCUGCAGGUGAUGGACGAGUUCAGACGGCAGGAGAUGCUGUGUGACCUGGUGCUGCACGUCACCUACAAGGAGAGGACCGUCGACUUCAAGGUCCACAGGGUGGUGCUGGCCUCCUGCAGCCCCUACUUCAGAGCCAUGUUCACCAGCAGCUUCAAGGAGUGUCGAGCCUCCGAGGUGACGCUGAGAGACGUCUGUCCUCAGGUGGUGGGACGACUCAUCGACUUCGCCUACACCGCCCACAUCACCGUGGGGGAGAAGUGUGUGCUGCACCUCCUCCUGGCUGCCAUGAGGUACCAGGUGGAGGACGUGGCGAAGGCCUGCUGUGACUUCCUGGUGAAGCAUCUGGAGCCGGCUAACGUGAUCGGCAUCGCUCGAUUUGCUGAAGAGAUCGGCUGCAUGGAGCUGCACCAACGCAGCCGAGAGUACAUCAACACACACUUCAGUGAGGUGACUAAAGUAGACGAGUUCUUCAGCCUGUCUCACUGCCAGCUGCUGGACCUCAUCAGUCAGGACUCUCUCAAGGUUCUCUGUGAGUCGGAGGUGUAUAAGGCGUGCACUGACUGGGUGCGCUGGGACAUGGAGGGUCGGGCUCAGUACCUGCACGCUCUCCUGAACGCCGUUCACAUCUACGCUCUGCCUCCCAAGUUCCUGAAGAACCAGCUGCUGUCCUGCCCCAUCCUCAGCAAGGCUAAUUCCUGCAAGGACUUCCUGUCUAAGAUCUUCCAGGAUAUGACGCUGAGGAAACUUCCUCCAGGACCAAACCGAGGGACGCAACUCAUCUAUGUGGCCGGCGGAUACCGGCAGCAUUCUCUGGCCACCAUGGAGGCGUAUGACCCGCGGGAGAACGUCUGGCUGAAACUGGCCGACAUGGGCUCUCCGUGCAGCGGGCUGGGGGCCUGCGCCCUGUUUGGACUGCUCUACACUGUGGGCGGCAGGAACCUGUCGCUGCAGAACAACACGGAGUCGAGCGCCCUGUGCUGCUACAACCCGAUGACCAACCAGUGGAGCCAGCGCGCCGCCCUCAACACCCCCAGGAACCGGGUGGGCGUGGGCGUGGUGGACGGCUGCAUCUACGCCGUGGGAGGCUCCCAGGGCUCCACGCACCACAACACCGUGGAGAGGUGGGACCCCGAGUCUAACCGCUGGUCCUUCGUCUGCCCGAUGGCGGUGGCUCGCCUCGGCGCCGGCGUGGCGGCGUGCGGGGGGGCUCUGUACGUGGUGGGGGGCUACGACGGACAGAACCGCUGGGACACGGCUGAGAAAUACCAGCCGGACACUAACAGCUGGCAGCAGCUGGCUCCUAUGAGCACCAUACGCAGCGGACUGGGCCUGGUGUGUGUGAACUCGUACCUGUACGCCGUAGGAGGCUAUGAUGGGCGGAGCCAGCUCUGUUCUGUGGAGCGUUACAACAUCACCAGGAACCAAUGGGAGCCCAGAGCCUCCAUGAACUACUGCCGCAGCGCCCACGGAGUCACCGUCCACCAGGGACGCAUCUUCGCCCUCGGAGGCUUCAACCAGCACGGCUUCCUGUCCAGCGUCGAGUGUUACUGUCCGGAGAGGAACGAGUGGACGUGCGUCACCGACAUGCCGGUCGGACGCAGCGGGAUGGGCGUGGCCGUUACCAUGGAGCCGUGUCCCGGCAACCUGCCGGAGGAGCAGGAGGAGGAGGAGGAAGGAGCCUCAUGAGGAGGACCAGGACCAGACCUGCUCAAGUCUUUUUAGCACUCAACUAAAAAAAAACAUUCCAAUAUGAGAAGUCGAACCUGGUCUCACAGGAAUCCGUGGAAUAGCCACGGAAUCACUCAAAUUUCCGUGAAACUGACACGGAUUUCGCUAGUUUUGCAAGUUAACCCUUUAUCAGGCAAAUAACUAUAUUUGGUAACUUCAGGUAAUAUGUUGAGAAAAAAGUUGCAAAUUUGCUAGAUUAAAAUAGCAAAUCUACAAGAAAAAAAAGUUGCAGAUUUAAGAGAUUUAAAGUGGCAAAUCUGCGAGAAUAAAGUCGCAGAUUUAAGAGAUUUAAAGUGGCAAAUCUGCAAGAAAAAAGUUGCAGAUUUAAGAGGUUUAAAGUGGCAAAUCUGCGUGAAAAAAGUCACAGAUUUAAGAGAUUUAAAGUGGCAAAUCUGCGAGAAAAAAAUCGCAGAUUUAAGAGAUUUAAAGUGGCAAAUCUGUGAGAAAAAAGUUGCAGAUUUAAGAGAUUUAAAGUGGCAAAUCUGCGAGAAAAAAGUUGCAGAUUUAAGAGGUUUAAAGUGGCGAAUCUGCGAGAAAAAAGUUGCAGAUUUAAGAGGUUUAAAGUGGCAAAUCUGCGAGAAAAAAAGUUGCAGAUUUAAGAGAUUUAAAGUGGCAAAGAUGCGCAAAAAAAGUCCCAGAUUUACAAAAAAAAAGUGGGAAAAAGCAGCUUUUUCUCCCCAGAUUCACCACUUUAAAUCUCAUAAAUCUGCACAUUUUUUUCUCGUAGAUUUGCCACUUUAAUCUCGUAAACUUUUAUUUUCGUAUGUUCUUUUUUACACAUUCUAGCAUUAUGUCAUUAACUUGCAUUGUAGCGAAAUCCGUGUCAGUUUCACGGACAUUUGAGUGAUUCCGUGGCUAUUCCACGGAUUUUGAGUUAAGCAAAAAUCCGUGGCUCUUUCACGGAUUCCUGUGAGACCAUGUUGGGAAAAGUCCUCCCGUGGAUCUCAGGGUAUCACCCAUAGGAGUCUAUGGUAGCACCCCCUGGAGGACGGCAGGUGUAGACGACAAUAAAGAAGAAGAAUAUUUCUACGUUUCUUUCUUCGGGGGAAACAGAAGAACUUGUAGCAUGACAGUGACCUCACAAUGACCCGGGUGCUGCAGAUGAAAUCACAAACAAUGGUACUAUUUAAUAAUUAAGUAUUGUUAUUUCAUCAGCUGGUUUUAAUCUCUUUAGUGUUACAUUUUAUGUGUAAACUUACAAAGUGAAUCUUCAGUGUCCUGAUUUCUAAUUCCUCACUGUUGUUGUUGUAUCUCUACCUCCGUCUGUGUCUCUGUCCAAACGAGCACUUUUCUUUUUUGUGCCAAUAUAGUUUCACUCAAAACUGCCA
This is a messenger RNA of Centropristis striata (black sea bass), 4082 nucleotides long. RefSeq names its product kelch-like ECH-associated protein 1a (gene keap1a). Gene Ontology annotation, molecular function: protein binding. The record is from RefSeq and is a predicted model, not a curated record. The coding region runs from base 901 to 2712 and encodes 603 amino acids. Lineage: Eukaryota; Metazoa; Chordata; Actinopteri; Perciformes; Serranidae. The transcript is spliced from 12 exons.